This is a messenger RNA of Oncorhynchus keta (chum salmon), 1411 nucleotides long. Its product is annotated as sterile alpha motif domain-containing protein 9-like. Lineage: Eukaryota; Metazoa; Chordata; Actinopteri; Salmoniformes; Salmonidae. The coding region runs from base 3 to 1319 and encodes 438 amino acids. Gene Ontology annotation, cellular component: cytoplasm. The record is from RefSeq and is a predicted model, not a curated record. The transcript has 6 exons.
GCAUGAAUAUGCGAUCCAAUGGCACAAUACACUUUGGGGUCAUGGAUAAGGCUACAGGCAUCUACACGCAUGGUGAAAUCAUAGGAAUACCAGUUGAAAACCAAGAUUCAUUUGUGGAUGCAUUAGACUACAUUGAACACUGCUUCAAAGGAUCAACCCAUCCGUCUGAUGCCAGGAGUUGCAUAAGGAACCCAAAGUUCAUUGAGUUCAGUGAGAAAGCCAACAAAGUCAUCUAUGAGGAGAAAGCCCCCUAUCACAGAAGAGGAUCAGAAGAGAAAACUCUCCAUCCUCCUCACAUGUGGAAAAAGUACAUGGAUGACUCACUGUUCUACAUCAUCGUGACAAACAAACUUAAACAAGAACAUCUUGAGAACAUCAACUUCUUGACUCACAUGAAUAUAUUUUGUACCUGGAUCAAAACAAAGAAAAAGCAGCUGAAAAGAACAGUGUCUGUGAUCUGCAAUGAAAUUCUUCCUCCAGGGUCAUUUGUGGUGGUUUUCUUGCUCAUGUCCCACAUCGAGCAACCUCUUGCUGAUACAUUCCAUGAAUUCUAUGCAGAAAUGAAUGAUAAAAAACAUUGUGGGGAAGUCAUCCAGCGAGAUGCAUACCGAGAAACAAACAACAUUCUAGAAGACAUUUUACAGGGUAAUAGUGCCAAAAGAUCCAUUGAGACUGUUAAUAUAUGUCACCAAGCCGGCAGUGGUGGGAGUACAGUUGCGCGACAGAUCCUCUGGAAUUGGAAAGCAAAACUGCGAUGUGCAGUAGUUAAACAAUCCCAUGAAAUCACAACUGUGUGUGAGCAUGUAGUGCACCUGAGGGAAUAUGAAGAACGAGACAAAAACAGCUGUCUCCCAGUGCUUUUGCUGUUGGAAGAUUGUAAUGCAGAGUACCGAGAUGAUCUUAGGCGGGAAUUAGGCAAUGCAAUUACAACCAAGAAAAUAAGUGCCUCUGUCCUAUGUUUCAUCCUGCUCAUCUGUAAAAGAUCUCAUGAUCCAGAGAGGAUGUGCCGAGCAUUGCCGUCUCAGACUGUAGCAGUGACACACAAACUGACAGAUGAAGAGAAGACUCUCUUCUCAAAGAAACUAGAGAGACUAAAGCUGAAAUUUGAACCUGAGUUCAUUCUCACAUUUGUACUGAUGAGUGAGGGGUUUCCAAACAAGUUACAUCGAGGGUUUUGUGAAGAAUCUACAUUUGUGGCACUGCUGAACUGUUAUGUUCAAGACUCGUAUAUAUCUGUGUCACACUGCGAAGCUUCCCUUGCCUUAGGUAUUCAAGUGGAUAGAAUCCGUUACCAUGCAUUUGAGAACUUCUCUCAGUGAACAAGCUAGACUUGUUUUCAUACACCUAAAGGAGAGUACAUCACAUCUCAUCCAUACGGAUAAUUCAUCCAAUGUUGGCAAAGGAAAUUCUA